AUGAACACAGUGGGUUUCCCAGAGCCAUUUCCAGGUCAUACCGCCUUUAGGCUGGGCUGGGGCUCUCUCUGCGUUGCUGGAGCUGGCGCAUAUGUCGUCGCCAAGCGAAGCAUCAAUGCCGAUCGACAGGCCCGCCUUGAGGAGCAGCGGAAGAAGAAGAGCAUGAUCGAGUCGCUCGAGUAUGGCAGCGAUGUACCGUCCAAGCCUGGCUCCUCAUCCACAAUGGGAGGUAGUGUAGGCCCGCGGAACGGGGGCGAACCGAACAUGGACCCCGUAGGAUCACCGAGUAGGGAACAGUGUGAACCCGCUCCGACGAGACAUGCACCGACUACAGAGAAGGAGCGUGUUCUGGAGAAGAGCAAAUAUGAGAGCUCAACACCAUUCCGAAGCAAGAAGGGCGAUCGAUUCUCAGAUAUGUAAGGACUGGGCUCAGCCGCCGCUUUCCACCAUGGUAGCUUCUGCUUAGGAGAGAAUCAGAAGCUUAAGUGGGCAGUCCCUGAGGUUAAGAAAUGCACAGAAGGGGCACAUGCCGAUCGUGAAGUACUCGAGGAAUAUGGCUGGUCAGUGAGGGACAUGCUGAAGUCGUGGGGCAGGCAAAAAGAUGCUGGCUUGGGAGGCCAACUGAGCCAUCUGCGCAAUGAGUGCGCAUGUACAAUAAUUUUCAGGUAUGCCAGAGAGAAUGAUCAUAUGGCUUUCACCUUCUCCCCUCA
Cryphonectria parasitica EP155 is the source of this 710-nucleotide messenger RNA. RefSeq lists its product as uncharacterized. Bases 1 to 420 code for a protein of 139 amino acids. The transcript has 3 exons. NCBI's taxonomy places the organism in Eukaryota, Fungi, Ascomycota, Sordariomycetes, Diaporthales, Cryphonectriaceae. The record is from RefSeq and is a predicted model, not a curated record.